Molecule: messenger RNA, 2341 nt
Organism: Oryza brachyantha (malo sina)
Lineage: Eukaryota; Viridiplantae; Streptophyta; Magnoliopsida; Poales; Poaceae
Product: pentatricopeptide repeat-containing protein ATP4 homolog, chloroplastic
Exons: 1
Coding region: 59-2104 (681 amino acids)
Cellular component (GO): chloroplast
Molecular function (GO): protein binding
Source: RefSeq, a predicted model, not a curated record
UCGUCACACUCUCGCACGCUCGCACUCCCCCACCCAAUCCACAGAGCGCAGCGGCGGCAUGGCGUCCCCUUCCUCCCUCCUCUCAUGGCCUCACCGCGCAAUCUCCCUCUCCUUCCAACCCAAGAACCCAUCUUCCUCCCCGGCCACCGCUCGCGUCUCCGUCCAGGACCCGCCUCCCCAGGACCCGCCGCCUCCUUCCGACGCCAACCCGAGUCUGAGGAGGUCCAGCAAUACGAGGUACCUCUGGGUCAACCCCAACAGCCCGCGCGCCGCCGACCUCGCCCGCGCGCGUGCGGGGUCGAGCCGACGCGCCCGCCUCGCCGCCACCGCGGCCGCGCUUGGCGCCUGCGAGCCCCCGCAGGAGGCGCCCAUCGCCGCCGCGCUAGAGGCCGCCUUCCCCGAACCCCCGUCCGAGCAGGACGCUGUCAUCGUGCUCAACACGACCGCCGCCCAGCCGGCCGCCGUCGUGCUCGCGCUGCGGUGGUUCCUCCGGAACGCCGAGGUCCGCAAGAAGGUCAUCCUCUACAACGUCGUGCUCAAGGGCAUGCGCAAGAGGCGGCGAUGGGGCGACGCCGAGGCGCUCUGGGAGGAGAUGCUGCGCGAGGGCGUGCAGCCGGACAACGCCACCUUCUCGACCGUCAUCGGCUGCGCGCGCGCCUGUGGCCUGCCCGGCAAGGCCGUGGAGUGGUUCGAGAGAAUGCCGGACUUCGGGUGCUCGCCGGACAUGCUGACCUACUCGGUGGUGAUCGACGCGUACGGGCGCGCCGGGGACGCCGAGGCGGCGCUCCGCCUGUACGACCGCGCCCGCGCGGAGAAGUGGCAGCUCGACCCCGUCAUAUGCGCCACGGUGAUCAGGGUGCACUCGAACAGCGGCAACUUCGACGGCGCGCUCAACGUGUUCGAGGAAAUGAAGGCGGCCGGCGUCAAGCCGAACAUGGUCGUGUACAACACGGUGCUAGACGCCAUGGGUCGCGCGAUGCGGCCAUGGGUGGUAAAAACCAUACACAGGGAGAUGGUUAGCCAGGAGGUGCUGCCCAGCAAGGCGACGUACAGCUGCCUCCUCCAGGCGUACGCCAGGGCGCGCUACGGCGAGGACGCCAUGGCCGUGUACCGGACGAUGAAGGACGAGGUGGCGGACAUCGACGUCGUGCUGUACAACAUGCUCCUAUCGAUGUGCGCCGACAUUGGGUACGUCGAGGAGGCCGAGGAGAUCUUCAGGGACAUGAAGGCGUCCAUGGAUGCCCGGUCCAAGCCUGAUAGCUGGAGCUACUCAUCAAUGGUGACGCUCUACUCGUGCACCGGCGACGUCGUCGGUGCCGAGGGCAUCCUGAAUGAGAUGGUGGAGGCCGGCUUCAAGCCCAACAUCUUCAUCCUCACCUCGCUCAUCCGGUGCUACGGCAAAGCGGGCCGCACCGACGACGUGGUCAGGUCGUUCGCCAUGCUCGGCGACCUCGGCAUCACCCCCGACGACCGGUUCUGCGGCUGCCUCCUCACCGUGGCGGCGGGCACGCCGGUGGAGGAGCUGGACAAGGUGAUCGGCUGCAUCGACAGGAGCAACGCCCAGCUGGGCGCCGUGGUGAGGCUCCUGGCGGACCGCGCCGCGCCCAGCGGCGAGCCCCUCAGGGACGCCGCCGGCGAGCUGCUGGGCGGCGCGCGCGGCGUGGUGAAGAUGCCCUACUGCAACUGCCUGAUGGACCUGGCCGUGAACCUGGGCCAGAUGGAGAAGGCCUGCGCGCUGCUCGACGUCGCGCUGCGGCUGGGGAUCUACGCCAACGUGCAGACGAGGACGCAGACGCAGUGGUCGCUGCACCUGCGGGGGCUCUCCGUCGGCGCCGCGCUGACGACGCUGCACGUCUGGAUGGGCGACCUGCACGCGGCGCUGCAGGGCGGGGAGGGGCUGCCGCCGCUGCUGGGGAUCCACACGGGGCAGGGGAAGAACACCUACUCCGACAGGGGGCUCGCCGCCGUGUUCGAGGCGCAUCUCAAGGAGCUCGACGCGCCGUUCCACGAGGCGCCCGACAAGGCCGGCUGGUUCCUGACCACCAGCGUCGCCGCCAAGCACUGGCUGGAGACGAAGAAAUCGGCAGAGUUAGUCGCAGCUUAAAAUGCACAAUCUUAGGAGUAAGUACAUAAGAACUUGUUUGGGUUAGUCAGGUGCACUCAGGUUUUCCCUGUGUCACAGAGAUUAGUUAUAAUGGUAGAUGCUCAAUUUAUACUGUUACCUCUGCUUCCAUUGACAGAAGAACAAAAAAAACAUCAAUUCCAAUUCCUCCUCCAAUUCAAAGUAAAAGUUUCUGUUAAAAUUAAGUUUGUCGAGCAUUCAGCAUUCGGCAACACCGAU